Messenger RNA from Synchiropus splendidus (mandarinfish), 3063 nucleotides. RefSeq names its product neurotrophic tyrosine kinase, receptor, type 1 (gene ntrk1). Gene Ontology annotation, biological process: cell surface receptor protein tyrosine kinase signaling pathway; multicellular organism development; regulation of phosphatidylinositol 3-kinase/protein kinase B signal transduction. The transcript has 15 exons. Gene Ontology annotation, molecular function: ATP binding; transmembrane receptor protein tyrosine kinase activity; neurotrophin binding. Lineage: Eukaryota; Metazoa; Chordata; Actinopteri; Syngnathiformes; Callionymidae. The record is from RefSeq and is a predicted model, not a curated record. Gene Ontology annotation, cellular component: axon; signaling receptor complex; plasma membrane.
AUGGCUCUGGCUGCAGGUGCAGCCCCCGUGGCCCUGACCCUCGCCCUCCUCGCCCUGGCUCCGGCGCCCUCUAUGGGAGGAUGCCCCUCUGCGUGCCGGUGCUCCUCCACCAUGCUGCAGUGCUGGGAGCCCAAUGGGAUCGACACCAUUCCAGCUCUGGCGACUCAGGAGAGUGAAAAUGUGACAGAAAUCUACAUAGAAAACCAAGCUGGCCUGGAGAGCAUAACGGAAAUGGACCUUGUCAACUACAGAGAGCUGAAGAACCUCACCAUCAUCUUCUGCAAACUGAGGCUGAUCUCUGUGGGCGCCUUCCAGAAUAACACCAAGCUCCAAUACGUGAAUCUGGCGUCCAACUCUCUGGAGCACAUCUCCUGGAGGGUGUUUCACUUCCUGCCCCUGAUGAACCUGAUCCUGCGGGACAAUCCUCUGGUCUGCUCCUGCGACCUGCACUGGCUGCAGCUGUGGCAGCGGAGCAGCCGCGCCGACGUCGACACUCAGAUGCUCUUCUGCCUGGCAGGAGACCAGAGGGAGCCCCUGGACACGCUGGUGCUGGAGAACUGCAGUCUGCCCCAGGUGACCAUUCUUCCCUCCAACAACAAGAUCCAAGAAGGAGGGAACCUGACCUUCACCUGCCAUGUGACAGGGAGUCCGACUCCACGUGCACGGUGGAGGACAGAGCGGCUGGGCUCUCACUACGACACUCAGGACCGCUUCUUUGGCUCCACGUUGGAGCUGGUUCUGCACCUCACCAACGUCUCCUCCAAGGACAACCUGCACAACCUGACCUGCGAGGCUGAGAAUCAAGCUGGGCCCGGCGAGGAGAUGGUGCAGCUGGACAUCGAGUUUCCCGCCAAAAUCCUCUUCCUGCGGGACGCGGUGAAGCAGCAUCACUGGUGCUUCCCGUUCGCCGUGGAUGGAAACCCGGAGACCAGCAUCACCUGGCUCUACCAGGGGGAGGCGCUGGAGGAGACGGUCUACGUCUACACGCAGCUCAUCCUGGACUCCGCGGACGGCUCGGUCAAGCACGGCUGCCUGUCCCUGGACAAACCCACUCACAUCAACAAUGGCCGCUACACGCUCAUCGUUCAGAACAAGCUCGGCAAGGAGGAGGCCAACGCCACCGGGAUCUUCAUGGAGAACCCCUUCGACCCCAGGAAUCCUGAGGGCAUCUUCCCUGGUAUGUCCAUCAUCCACAGAGGAACCUGUGACCUCCUACUAACAUCUGUCUUCUCUCCCGUCAGUCUUCCCCCUGAAGGAUGGUGAGUCAGCUGCGCCUCUCUCUCUCCUGCGCUCUGUGCUGUGGCUCACAGUCUUCUGUCCUCAGAGUCCACCACCACACCUCGCAUCAACGUGACAGAGAACCUGGAGAGUCGAGUGUUUGUGGUCUCGGUGGCCGUCGGUCUGGCUCUGUUCGCCUCUGUCUUCCUCCUGGUCAUGAUCGUGGUCAUCGGCAAGUGUGGCCACCACACCAAGUUCGGGAUUCACCGUUCUUCAGUGCUGGGCACCGAGGACGACCUGGCCGUGUCGCUGCGCUUCAUGAACUUCGGCAGCAGCCCGCCGUCCUCCGACGAGGACUCGGGUAUGUCCAGCUUCGUGGAGAAUCCUCAGUACUUCUGCGGCAUCAUCAAGGACAAGGACAUGUGCGUCCAGCACAUCAAGCGUAAGGACAUCGUGCUGAAGUGGGAGCUCGGGGAAGGAGCCUUCGGGAAGGUCUACCUGGCCGAGUGCGCUCACCUCUGUCCCGACAGCGACAGGAUGCUGGUGGCCAUCAAGACUCUGAAGGACGCCACUGAGUCCACGCGGCAGGACUUCCAGCGGGAGGCAGAGCUUCUGACGGUGCUGCAGCACCAGCACAUCGUGCGCUUCUAUGGCGUCUGCACUGACGGCGAGCCGCUGGCCAUGGUGUUCGAGUACAUGAGGCACGGAGACCUGAACCGCUUCCUCCGAGCUCAUGGUCCUGACGCCCGGAUCCUGGAGGAGACCAAGGUGCCGCCCCUGGGCGAGCUGACGCUGCCCCAGAUGCUCCACAUCGCCGCCCAGAUCGCCUCUGGGAUGGUCUACCUCGCCUCGCUGCACUUCGUCCACCGGGACCUGGCCACCCGGAACUGCCUGGUGGGAGAAGGUCUGGUGGUGAAGAUCGGAGACUUUGGAAUGUCCCGGGACAUCUACAGCACGGACUACUAUAGGGUCGGGGGUCGGACCAUGCUGCCCAUCCGCUGGAUGCCCCCGGAGAGCAUCAUGUACAGGAAGUUCACCACGGAGAGCGACAUCUGGAGCUUCGGCGUCGUCCUCUGGGAGAUCUUCACCUACGGCAAGCAGCCCUGGUACCAGCUGUCCAACAGCGAGGCCAUCGAGUGCAUCACUCAGGGUCGGGAGCUGGAGCGGCCGCGCACCUGCCCCAAGGAGGUCUACCUGCUGAUGCAGGGCUGCUGGCAGAGGGAGCCGCAGCAGAGGCUGGUCAUCAAGGACAUCCACAGCCGGCUGCUGGCCCUGGUCAAGAACCCGCCCGUGUACCUGGACAUCCUGGGAUAGAGAGGCCCACGCCGGCCUUCUGAAUGCCUUUUGCCUGUCGAAUGUUUACCCACGUGUUUGAACCUUUUAACGUCCACUUUAGUUCCCUGAGAACAGAGCUGACACAGAGUAGAGUCACGUGUUCACACUCGCAGAAGGAACCUCUCAGUUUACCACACGUCGUCACCCGGCGCCGAGCCGCUGUUUUCGUGAUGCAUGAGAUUUGAUUUCCCGCCGGCCGGCCGUAUGACAUGGUGUUUUGUACAGUCCAGUUUUGAUAUCAAGGAGUUUAAAUGUACAGAAAACGUGCCGAGUAUUUUUUAACAAGAAACUCACCUGCUUGCUAUUUUGGGAGAGUCACAGCGCCGUGGUGGUCGCGGCGCUCGGGUGGGUUCAGGGAGAAGAUGGAAGAAAGAGAGGCAGAUGGUGAAACAGACACUGAAGAGCAGCAGAAAACACACGGGAGUGGGAGCCUCUGUCCUGCUGCCGUCAAGUGUAAAUACUAAGUGUACAUAUUGUGUAUCUAAAAAUAUAUCCAGAUCUCAAGCUUGU